This is a messenger RNA of Monascus purpureus, 3624 nucleotides long. Lineage: Eukaryota; Fungi; Ascomycota; Eurotiomycetes; Eurotiales; Aspergillaceae. The record is from the annotation of a GenBank genome assembly.
AUACAAUGUUGUCAAAGACCUGAGUCGUUCCAACAGAGGGAGCUCGCCUUCUCAAGGCUGCAGCGUUCGGUUCGCUCUGCGAGUAGGCUUGAUUGAAUUGAUCCAUGGCGAUAUGCGGAUGAUCUCGGGGACAAGCUGUUAACUAGAAAGUAAAAAAGUAGGAACGCCUGUAUGGUUGGGGUUCCCCACGGAUAGCGAUAAGAUGGGAGGAGAGCAGGAAAUGUAGCAGGUUUAGUUGGACCCUUGGGCUAUGAUACACGGAUGGAUGUCAAGGAGCCCCGUAUCAAUUUGAUAUUGGCCGGCCCCGCACUAACCAAAUCAGGAUAAUCAAGCGAGCCCCUGAGGCCGUGCACCCGCCCAAAACAGGUCACGGAAGGGUGACAUUGCAACGUCAACUCAACAAUCCGCCCUGUUGCUACAAGAUUACAGCCAUCAAAAUCUCCUACCAGCAACCCUUUUCCAUCACAAAAAUACAACUACCAUAUUUUACAUGACCAGACCUUUCAUUUAAUACCAAUUUUGGGUUACCUCUCCCCCGGUCGCUGCCGUAUUCGCCCCCCAAAGAUCGCAUGACUAGGUACGGGGUUAUGGGGAGGACGCGCCCCAAAAAGCUCACCUCAAAAGCCUCUAUUCCGAUAGUCCGGGAACAUGAGAUAGAUAUAGUCGACGAUGAGGACCAAAGCGUCCUACAACAGAUUGAGACCGGCGUUGAGAAGGCGGAGGAGUCUGAAAUACAUCUCCAAGCAGCAAUAAAUGCUGCUGCCAGGGGAAAAGUAAAUGAGGCUCAUAUUCCUACCCCGGAGACCAUCCUCAGUAAUCUUCGAUAUGACGAGCUCUAUCCCCCCAUCUUCUCGCAACCGGCGACGUACAUUCGCUUCUCUUCAACCGUGGAGGAUUGUAGUGGAAGCCAGUACAACAUGAUCGAAGAGGAUGAUGCGUUUCUCAAGAUCAUGAAUCAGAAACGAGAUGGCUCCAGCCAGUGUACCGAAGACGAAUUUGAGGAAGUGAUCAGUUUCUUUGAGGAAACGGCUCAAUUGAAGCAGCCAUAUGCAGCUGUGGAUAAUCCACCUGUCCUUGCAUAUUCGGAAAUGGAAGAGUGCAUGGAUAAUGAUGCCGUAGAGGACAGCGUAAAGCGGUUUGCCAAGGACAUCUAUGUGCAUUGGAAAUCGAAAAGGAUCCGGACAGCAAACCGUCCGCUGCUGCCGAAUCUUAAGUUUGAAACGGGCCAAGAUACGGACGACUCCGAUCCUUAUGUUUGUUUCCGUAGACGCGAGGUCCGGCAGAUUCGCAAGACUCGUGGCAGAGAUGCUCAAAGCGCUGACAAACUGAGGAGGCUGAGAAAAGAGCUUGAAGAUGCUCGACAGUUGGUCGCCUUGGUCCGGCAACGUGAAGUGGCCAGAAAAGAGAUGCUUGCAGUCGAGCGGCAGAUAUUCGUACAACGCUCCGAAGUCAAGGAGAUGAAGAGGAAACUUGGCAUCAAGGAUGACGACGAGGAUCUCAUUAACCAGAAGCCAAAGAAGAAAGUCGUGGAGGUGCCAGCAGCACAGCACCUAGCAUCUCCUCAACUUCGGACUGCAAGAUCCGGGGCGCAGGCUGCAGAAGACUUGCAGUUGUUGGACGAUGUCCAAGCGGAGAAAGAAAACGAAAUUGUCCGUGAGAUCAAGCAAAAUAUUGCGAAACAUGUUAAGUGGAAUGAAGGUUAUGUCGAUUUGACGAGAAGACCUCUCUCGCCGCCUCCUGAAAGCACAUUCCAGGUUGCAUUCCGCCCGGCAAUAACGACCCAAUUGCCAACUCCUCCAUCUUCAAAUGCAUCUGAAGAGAUGGAAACAGCCCUAGAUACCCAAUCUCCUCAUCACCGAGACCAAUUAAUUCCUCAAGCAAUGGAUAUAGACGCAGGCGCCAAGAGAAUACCCUCCUUUAGAAGGCGUAUUGGACGUGGUGGUCGUCUGAUGAUUGAUCGUCGGAAUCUUGCUGCUCGGUAUAAAGCCGACAUGGACCCGUUAACGAUUGACAGGUUCAAGUUUGAUCGAGAAGAUUCGGACGAGGAGUCAACAUAUGAGCGAGACAAGUAUGACAUCCAGGUUAUGCAACAUCGAGCAAUUAUGGCGGCCAAGGCUCGUGACCAAGCUGUAGCGGCCGCACAGGCACACGCCCAAGCGCAGGCGCAGGCGCAUUCAGCUCAAGUACAAGCCCAAGCUCAAGCAGAGCGACGGUUGCAAGCCGAUCGAGCCGCGGCUAAUACUCCGAACAUGGGGCACACAAUGGGAUCGAACCCUGGCCCUGGUGCUGUUGCUCCGGCAUCACAAACCUGAACCGUUUCUUAUCCAUCUUGCCGUUUGCAGCGUUCGCCUUCUCUCUUUAUCUCUUCCUUCCACCAGUCCGCUGUAUUGUAUUUUUAUUGCUUUCCACACCCUCAACCAGCGAACUGCGAUAUGGCUGUCAGAACACCCUUCGUCCCCUUCCCUUGACACGAAUACUCACUUACACAUCUCAGCCACGAACCCCCCUUCACACACCUUCUAGCCAGUGAAGACAUCCAAUCUUAGAUGAACGUCCAUUGAAGGAUCAUCCUUCAAGGCUUUGACUCCGGAAUGGUGCGGAUGCCAUUGUACAUAGUAAUCUUUUUGAAACCAACCAGUCGAUGAGACUUGUGUGUAUGUAUACCAAGCCAUGAGGUUAAUGAAAAAAAAAAAAAAAAACAAAAAUAAAAAAAUUAAUAAUAAUAAUAAUGAAAUGUAACAAUAACUUUUUACCCUCGCUCACCGUUUAUCUUUUUUCUUUUCUGAAUUAUCGCGAUAGGGAAGUCUUUAAUUCCUUGUCAGUGGCUUGUUCAAGUUCUCCGAACCUUGGUUCUUCUGGAGUCAUCAAUGUCGCCGUGAGCGUCGCGUUUUAGGGUCGACUCGCUAUUGGCGGCCACAAGGCUGUCCAGUUGAGCAUGUAAACUCUCCAGGAUUUCUUUCUCACCGAUACGGACUUGGAUGGCCAUCUUCUGUCGUCGAGAGAACGUUUCCAGUGGACCGGAGGAUUUUAGCUGAUCCAGUUUUGCCAAAAUUUCUCUGUCUUGAGGGAUAUUCGUGCUGUAUCGUUCGCAUGUCAUUAGCACUGCCUUUUGGAGGAUCGUCGCUUCCGGCAGGCCGAAGGAGAGCUUUGGUGGUUUGUGCUUAGACACCUGCUUCUGAAACUGCUCCGGCGUUAAUGCAAGCGUUCGAAGCAGCAGUAUUAACUCAUCCGAGAGAGCAUCUUCCAAAGAAGUUUCCGGGGUAGGCCUUGGAAUGAUGUAUCCAUCAUCAAGUAGUUCAAGUUCUUCAAGAAACUGCAGCUGGAGAGGCCGUUAACAUUGUGGAUAGAUAGCAAGGGGGUAGCUGAGCAGCGGAACAUCCAACGUGAUAUACCUGGGGAUGAAUUUCGAUAUUGGCAUUCUCGAGGCCAGCGGCCUGGCAGAUAGUUUUCAAGGAUAGUUCGACCACAUCGUAAGGGGCGUAGCUGUCUGAGAUGUAACCGUAUCUCCUUAGCAGAUCUGCUCGGGGAAUUUCUCCAUUAUCAUCGAAAAUUUGUUCGCCCGCCUUAAUUAGCUUCGUUGUCUUCAUAAUCAGAAACUCUUCCUCCUGGAAAAGCCGAGCCUGC